ACUAAGCUUCACCCUAUAGUAAAUGAAGAAAGAAUAAAAUAAAAAGGAAGGUUGCCAAUUAACUAUAAUUUGAUAAGUUGAGUGACCCUGGUGCUGCAUUAUUGAGUGUAGUAUCUGAUAUCAGGCAAUCUUGUAUCUUGUGUACAAUGGCGAAGAAGCUGGUGAAGUACUGUGUGGUGGAUGCCUUUACUGACACAGCAUUCAAAGGAAACCCGGCAGCUGUUUGCUUACUAGAGGAAGACAAAGAUGAUAAGUGGUUACAAUCUGUUGUAGCGGAGUUCAAUGUCCCUGUAACUUGUUUUCUCACUCCGAUAACCGAAUCUCAGUUUAGCCUUCGUUGGUUCAGUCCAGUUGUUGAGGUAGAUCUAUGUGGGCAUGCAUCGCUAGCAGCUGGACACUUCCUAUUUGCCUAUGACCUGGUUAAAACUAAUACUGUUGAGUUUUCAACAAGAUCAGGAAUUUUAACUGCCAAAAGAGUAUCAGAAGCCAAAGCUUCAAAUUAUCAGGACGAUUGGCCAACAGGUUACUCAAUUGAAUUAGAUUUUCCCGUUUUCCAAGUAGCGGAGUCUAAUUUUACUGAUGUUCCUGCAAUUUCGAAAAGCUUGAAUGGUGCAUCUGUGGUUGAGAUCAAUGAGACAUCGAUGGGUGAUCAUUUUAUUUUGCUCCCAUCUGGGGAGGCAGUGGUCGAAUGCCAACCUCAGUUUGAUCAAAUACAAAAUUGCCCUGGCAGAGGAAUGAUCAUAACUGGACCUGCUCCACGGGGUUCUGGUUUUGAUUUCUAUAGCCGUUUCUUCUACCCAAAGUUGGGAGUCAAUGAGGAUUCUGUUUGUGGAAGUGCUCAUUGUGCCUUGGCUCCUUAUUGGCGUAAAAAGCUUGGCAAAUGUGACUUUGUCGCUUUAGCGGCCUCACCUAGAGGUGGCGUCGUGAACUUGCAUCUCGACGAGGAGAAGCUGAGGGUGUUUCUGAGAGGGAAAGUUGUUGCUGUCAUGGAAGGUUCUAUUCUAGUUUAAUGUAUCACUUUACAUCGAUGAUUUUAUUCAUCCGACACUAUCAGAAAUUUUAAUAAGGUGGUGGAAGUACGUGUUUCUUGAACGAAAACACCAGCAACCGUUUAAUAUCUCUAAAUUGUUUUUUGGUAUGUACUUCACUGUGACUUUUGGAGCAUUUUUUAAGUCUCCAGUAUGUUUAAACAUCUAUUCUGUGCUUUGCCUUCAUUAAUAGCAUCUUCACUUUUUCAACCA
Molecule: messenger RNA, 1241 nt
Organism: Lycium barbarum (goji berry)
Lineage: Eukaryota; Viridiplantae; Streptophyta; Magnoliopsida; Solanales; Solanaceae
Exons: 6
Coding region: 147-1010 (287 amino acids)
Biological process (GO): biosynthetic process
Cellular component (GO): cytoplasm
Molecular function (GO): isomerase activity
Source: RefSeq, a predicted model, not a curated record